AUGUCAGGCAUGCUCACAGGCGCACUCCGCGUAAACACAUCUCACCUGUCUGUUGAUGGCCGUCAUGACUUCGACGUCAUCAUCGACACAGAUGAUGCCACCACAGUGAGAGCAUACACCCCGAGGCAUAGCUCGAGGUCGUCGAGCAUCACUGCACGUAAUGUACCUCUACCGGAGAGCGUCGAGGCGUCGUCUGCAGUCACUAUGUCCUCGUAUCGCAUUAUCGAUGACCAUGGAUCAGCUCUCGUGAAGCGCCCGUCUGCAGCGUCAUAUUCCGUCAUAUCUCCCGAUGACUCGGCGUCGGUUAUCUCUGUGGCUGUAAGCAUGGGAGCACUCAGAGUCAGGCAUGAUAACAGUGAUGGCGCGAUGGACAUGCCAUCAGUUAUGCAUAGUGGCGAUGCACCCCUCAAGGCUCUGGAUGUGUACUCCAGGUCCAAGGUUGUAGUUAACGGUCGUACACACGAGUCCGUGAUGCACUUCUGUGCAUACGCGGCUCUCAAGCGUGCGAACCUGAUCACGAAGAGCAACCGCAACGACUUCGAUAGCAGGUCUCCUCGCAGUGUCCUCUCGUUGGUGCAGAGCACGCUCAAGCAGCACAAUGUGGAACACGCGUUCGGACGCAACGAGCUGUACAUGGCACUCUUCUGGGGCAUACUAGCACUGUGCGAGUAG
Messenger RNA from Dacryopinax primogenitus, 672 nucleotides. RefSeq lists its product as uncharacterized. Bases 1 to 672 code for a protein of 223 amino acids. The transcript has a single exon. Lineage: Eukaryota; Fungi; Basidiomycota; Dacrymycetes; Dacrymycetales; Dacrymycetaceae. The record is from RefSeq and is a predicted model, not a curated record.